Messenger RNA from Quercus lobata, 558 nucleotides. RefSeq names its product cyclin-dependent protein kinase inhibitor SMR4-like. The transcript has a single exon. Gene Ontology annotation, biological process: regulation of DNA endoreduplication. The record is from RefSeq and is a predicted model, not a curated record. Gene Ontology annotation, cellular component: nucleus. NCBI's taxonomy places the organism in Eukaryota, Viridiplantae, Streptophyta, Magnoliopsida, Fagales, Fagaceae. The coding region runs from base 54 to 266 and encodes 70 amino acids.
AACUCAAACCAGUACUUUCUUUUUUGGGUUACAUUUGAGUCCGAACAGUAACAAUGGAGGUGAUAGUUGAAGAAGGUUGUAGAACUCCAAGACACAGUGAGUGUCAAAUACCAGCGGAUUUGGCAUGCCCACCAGCUCCGAGGAAGAAGAAGGUGGGUUAUGUGAUGAAGCAGCGGGACCCGCCCAAGAAUGGUUAUUUUCAGCCACCUGAUCUUGAGGUUCUCUUUACCGUUGCACCCAGGAGAGAAGCUUUUGCUUGGACUUGACUUGAUUUUGAGUGAGUGUGUGUAUGUGACUCACCUAAUUUUAAGUAGGAUCUAUAGAGUUUAGAGAGGUCUGCAGAAUUGCUUUUUUUUUUUUUUUUUGUAAAUUAUAUAUUAUGUGACCCCUUUUGUUUUUGGUUAAGUUAGAGAAAUCCACGAAUGGUCGAAGAAAUAUGUUAACAGUUGCAAAUGUAAGUUUAUUCGGUUGUUUCAUUGCCAUGAUAAGAUGGUACUAGUUGUAACUUGUAACUUGUAACUCAGGCUUUUAGCAGUAACCUUUUAUCUUGCAAAGUUA